GCAUGCGUAGUGUGUUGGUGAGCGCUGCUGCUUCUGCUGUUUCGCUGGUGUUGUAAACAUUAGCAGCUGGAGAUUCUCCUUUUUAACUCAGUUUAACCUGAAUAACCUCUUUUAACACAGCCCCGCACUACAGCCACCAUCCGCCCGCAGCAUGGAGGCGGAGAGCCGGCCGGGGAAGCGGAGUUACUCCGGAGAGAGGUCCGCAUCCGAGCCUUCAGAAGACGACGAUUAUGUUCCAUAUGUUCCUGUUAAGAUCAGAAAACAGCAGAUGAUGCAGAAGAUGAUGCGUCUGCGAGGGAAGGGAUUGACUGAGGAGGAGCAGAAGGACAGCGGAGGAGAACAGAAAGAUGAGGACGAGGGUCUCGGGCCGCGAUCCAACGUCAGCCUGCUGGAUCAGCACCAGCACCUUAAGGAGAAAGCUGAAGCUCGUAAGGAGUCGGCGAAGGAGAAACAGCUGAAGGAGGAGGAGAAGAUUUUGGAGAGCGUGGCUGAAGGCAGAGCUUUAAUGUCUGUAAAGGAAAUGGCCAAAGGUAUCACAUAUGAAGACCCAAUUAAAACAAGCUGGAAAGCUCCUCGCUACAUAUUAAGCAUGCCGAAAGCGAGGCAUGAGCGAGUGCGGAAGAAGUACCACAUCCUGGUGGAGGGAGACGGCAUUCCUGCCCCUAUAAAGAGCUUCAGAGAAAUGAAGUUCCCUCAAGCGAUUCUGAAAGGCCUGAAGAAGAAAGGAAUUGUCCAUCCAACUCCCAUCCAGAUCCAAGGAAUCCCAACCAUCCUGUCAGGCAGAGAUAUGAUUGGCAUUGCGUUCACGGGCUCGGGAAAAACUCUGGUGUUCACUCUGCCCAUCAUCAUGUUCUGUCUGGAGCAGGAGAAGCGGCUGCCCUUCUGCAAGAGGGAGGGGCCUUAUGGACUCAUCAUCUGUCCUUCUAGGGAGCUGGCGAGGCAGACCCACAGCAUCAUAGAGUAUUACUGCAAGCUGCUGGAGGAUGAAGGUGCGCCGCAGAUGCGCUCGGCUCUGUGUAUCGGAGGCAUGUCGGUCAAAGAGCAGAUGGAAGUGGUUAAGCAUGGGGUGCACAUGAUGGUGGCCACCCCAGGCAGGCUGAUGGACCUGCUGAAUAAGAAGAUGGUGAGUUUGGACAUCUGCCGUUACCUGGCUCUGGAUGAGGCGGACAGGAUGAUUGACAUGGGCUUCGAGGAGGACAUUAGGACCAUCUUCUCUUACUUUAAGGGUCAAAGGCAGACGCUGCUCUUCAGUGCCACCAUGCCCAAAAAGAUUCAGAACUUUGCUAAAAGUGCGCUGGUUAAACCCAUCACCAUCAACGUGGGCCGAGCUGGAGCUGCGAGCUUGGACGUCAUUCAGGAAGUGGAGUAUGUUAAAGAGGAAGCCAAAAUGGUAUAUCUACUGGAGUGCUUGCAGAAAACACCACCACCAGUGUUAAUAUUUGCUGAGAAGAAAGCAGACGUGGAUGCCAUACACGAGUACCUGCUGCUGAAAGGUGUGGAGGCAGUGGCUAUCCACGGAGGAAAAGAUCAGGAGGAGAGAACGAAAGCCAUCGAGGCGUUUAAGGAGGGGAAGAAGGACGUUCUGGUGGCCACGGACGUGGCGUCCAAGGGUCUGGAUUUCCCGGCCAUCCAGCACGUGAUUAACUACGACAUGCCUGAGGAAAUCGAGAACUACGUCCACAGAAUCGGUAGGACGGGUCGAUCAGGCAAGACUGGAGUCGCCACAACUUUCAUCAAUAAAGGAUGUGAGGAGUCCGUGCUGAUGGAUCUGAAGGCCUUGCUGGUUGAAGCCAAGCAGAAGGUUCCUCUGCCGCUGCAGGUCCUCCAGACCGGGGAUGAAGCCAUGCUGGAUAUCGGAGGCGAGAGAGGCUGUGCGUUCUGCGGUGGUUUGGGUCAUCGUAUCACAGACUGUCCCAAGCUGGAGACCAUGCAGACCAGGCAGGUGGCCAACAUCAGCCGCAGAGACUGCCUGGCCAACAGCUCCAUGGAUUUCUGAGCAUUCGGACUCUUCUGCUGCUGCCUGGACUUUUAUUUUUUCAUGGAUGGAGAUGACCAGCGAUUGGCAGAUGUCAGAAAAUGUUCAAAGGAAGAAUUCUGCUUUUACUACGGACUUUUACAGGCUUGUACAGGAAUGGAUUUUUGAUUAAUAUUGAUGUUUUGGAAAAUUGGAAAGGAAUAGAUGGUUUCGUAUCAGUUUUAUUUUGAAAGCUGUUUUUUCUUGUAUAUAUUUAUUCCUUUUCUGUGUCCUGCGUCUGUAACUUACUAGUGCAGAUUGUAAUUAUCAUUAAAACAAAAGCACAAUG
Messenger RNA from Astyanax mexicanus (Mexican tetra), 2303 nucleotides. RefSeq names its product DEAD (Asp-Glu-Ala-Asp) box polypeptide 41. The record is from RefSeq and is a predicted model, not a curated record. Gene Ontology annotation, cellular component: spliceosomal complex. Lineage: Eukaryota; Metazoa; Chordata; Actinopteri; Characiformes; Acestrorhamphidae. Gene Ontology annotation, biological process: mRNA splicing, via spliceosome. Bases 152 to 1996 code for a protein of 614 amino acids. Gene Ontology annotation, molecular function: zinc ion binding; RNA helicase activity; RNA binding. The transcript has 17 exons.